AAGAUCACUCUUCUCGUAGUUCUCUCUCUGCCUUCUACUUCUACUACAUUUCAUUUCGAUGAUGAAAAAUUAUUGUUUGUUCAAAUCAAAACUAAUUAAUUAAAAUUAAGCUGGUCUUUAGUACAUAGUGGUAACCCUCACUCUGUACAUUAAAUUUACAACUUUAAGUCGUUACUGAUCCUAUCUCAUCUAUGAAGAAAAUAUCUUCCUCAUCAUCUUCUAAACGGAAUGCCACUUCCACCGGUAGUGAGACACCCAAAAAGAAGAAGAAUGUCAAAAAAAGAGAGAGCAACCCUUCCUCAUCAUCUUCUAAGCGGAAUGACACUCCUACCGGUAGCAAGACACCAAAUAAGUUCACAACUGAUGGUGACGACGAAGAUGAAUUAACUUUUAAGAUGGAUUGGGCAAUGGUUGAGAGCAAAAUAGAUGGAAAUCGCUAUUUCAAGGCUCCACCAACAAAUCCAGAGCACCGGUAUGUAAAUAAAACGAUUGACACUAGGGAUGACAAGGGGGUUCCGGUUCCGGUCUGGUGGAAAAUGACACAGGUUUUGCUUACGAGGAAGAGGAUGUCGGAUGCGCCAGAGGACAAGAGAGAUAGUAAAUUACGAGAUUUUUACUAUCAAUUAGCCACGGAAGGUGACGAUGAAGAAACGGCGUCACAAGAAUCAGCCACAUCGGAACUGACACUUACGCCAGAAGUGAUUGAAAAAAAGACUUCUUUCCUUACUGAAACUGAGAGGAAAGCAGCAGAAAAUAAGAUAAUGGAUGCUGGUCCAGAAGGGUUGCAAGUGGAAGGGCUAGAUUGCAGGGUGGUAUAUUCAUUGCCAACAGUAUCGCGGACGUACGGUUUAUUUAAACUUAUGUUCUCAGGAGAGACCGGAGGUGGUAAAUUUAUUUGUGCAGCGGAUUCAAAUUGUUUGAGUACUCGUUCGGUUAUAAUGGAGGAGGUGCCUAAGUGCGACUUGCAUAAAGGGGAGAAGAUUGGUUUCGUUCUAGGACAAUUCACAGACGGGUUCAAUAAGAAAAAUGAUGUAGUUUUCCACACCAUUGCUUCCUUUAAAUUCAUUGAUGAUAACAAAGUAGAACAUGCGACGAGAGCUGUAAAAUUGGCAGUUUCUUACGGUAAUGGUUGUUGGGACAAGUAUACAAAGGAACGAGUGUACGCAGCAACCCCCAAAUUGGUUGAAAUUGAAGACCGUCGUCUAUACUUCGACGAUGAAUAUUCAAUGAUGAAGGUCUAUACAGCUCGUCAGUUCACCACACUCUUAAAAAUGCUCCUAUGGCCGGACACUACAGUAAAAAUUAUCUCCAGCCACACAAUCAACUUUCCUAAUGGCGCUUACAAGGAAUUAAUGGAAGAGAUGAAUUCCUGCGGUCUAGAACUCAGAAUCUUGGAUAAAGUGUCGAAAAAAACGGCAAAAAAAACUGUUCAAAAAAUACCGUUUCUCAUAACAUCAGAACCAGGCGAAACUAUUAGAGAACUGUUGACGAGAGGAAUAAGCAUCAUGAAGAGUAAGAAGGAUGAAGUAGCAGUUUUAUACUUUGUAGCAAGCCCUUACAUAAUCUACGCUGGUCAGGCCCUUAAUUACAAUGUGCACGCUGGUGAAAAUGGUAAGAGUGAUCCAGUAAUUGACUACAAUAAAAACAAAGGCAAUCAUCCGGACCCUUCAAUUGUUCCACUUGGAGUUGUCGCUGCAGAUGAUCGAUACAAAUGGGAGUUCCAUCUUCAUAUGUGUGUAGUGAUUGCCUCUCUUUUAGGAUUAAAAAAUUGUAUUAAUCCUAAGUCUUAUACUGGUCAGUCUCAUCCACUAUGUAUUAACAAGCAGACAAACUCGUCAUUUUUAGAUGAAAAUUCAUGGGAGAUUAUCCAUUCUUGUUUACUAAAAUAUUUUUUUGUUGAUGUAUACUUGGGCCCAAGUGACUCAAACUAAAUAAAUAUUCAAAUAUUUGAAAAUAC
Folsomia candida is the source of this 1957-nucleotide messenger RNA. RefSeq lists its product as uncharacterized. Bases 192 to 1931 code for a protein of 579 amino acids. The record is from RefSeq and is a predicted model, not a curated record. The transcript has 5 exons. Lineage: Eukaryota; Metazoa; Arthropoda; Collembola; Entomobryomorpha; Isotomidae.